Exophiala xenobiotica is the source of this 954-nucleotide messenger RNA. RefSeq lists its product as uncharacterized. The record is from RefSeq and is a predicted model, not a curated record. Bases 335 to 802 code for a protein of 155 amino acids. NCBI's taxonomy places the organism in Eukaryota, Fungi, Ascomycota, Eurotiomycetes, Chaetothyriales, Herpotrichiellaceae. The transcript is spliced from 2 exons.
GAAUGAGUGCAUUGCGUUCCAUGUCUCUGAUACGAGUACAUGUUGCUCGAAGAUGAUGAGGCAAGCUCACUACGAGUAUCUAUCUUCAGGCAUUGCACGCCGGUUGCCAUGAGAAUGACAUCAUCUUCUCCGCUGUAUGACGAAGAUUGAGGACAAUGAGCACACGAUCGAUCAAUCAUCAAUCCAUCACGAGCAAUAAAUAUGGUGAGAUUCUGAGGUAAGGGAUGCUUUUCCAUCUUUUGAUCUUAUCCUCGAACCACCACAAUCCACUGCAAAUAUCCUCGAAUCGACACUCAGAAUUCCAUAUCCCAGCAAAACCCAAUCUUUCUUCAUCAUGCCUGAAUCCGGGAGAGACAGCGGCGGUGACCUCUUUGAUAUGGCCAAGGACGGCACCAGUGUUCCAAGCAACGCAGCAGAGCCGAGAUUGAUCCCAUCCAAAGCUCGUCCCGACCAAAUAGCCUCAGAAACGGAUCCCAACAACUUGGGAGGACGGACACUGCAUGAGGCAGCGGACAAUGCGGGAGAUAUUCCGAGAACCACCCGUGACACUGCAACCAACGAUGUCUUGACCGGUACCGGAGACUCGCUCCCUGGCCAGGUUGACUCGAAAAGAUUACACAACGUUCCUGGCGGCGUUACCAAAGAUCCCUUUGCAAAGGGCUCGACGAGGAUGACGGAACACAAGAAGAACCCCUCAGAUUUCGAGAAGGGUGCGUCGGAUGGUCCAUUGACAGAUCGGGCUCCGGGUGAAGAAGAAUUAAGUGAUGAGCAAGUCAUGGACAGACAUGAACGCAAGGACUGAAGGAAUCAGUGACGGCGUUUGGGAUGGUCAAAUACCCAUUCUAUCGAGGUGGGAGCCUCCCAAAAUGAUGUAUCAAAAUCAAUACAGAAGUAUAUGAGAAUUGCACACCAUCUUCACACUGGAAAUCUAUCAUCAUUCCCUCACUAACAGAG